ACGUACUACGUGAUUACACGUCAAAGGAGCUGUGUUGGAGAAUCAUGGCGGAGCGCAGGAGGCAUAAGAAACGGAUCCAGGAGGUGAGUGAGCCCACCAAGGAGGAGAAGGCGGUGGCCAAGUACCUCCGCUUCAACUGCCCCACCAAGUCUACCAAUAUGAUGGGCCACCGGGUGGACUACUUCAUCGCCUCCAAGGCGGUGGACUGUCUGCUGGACUCCAAGUGGGCCAAAGCCAAGAAGGGGGAGGAGGCCGUGUUCACCACCAGAGACUCUGUGGUGGACUACUGCAACAAGCUGCUGAAGAAGCAAUUCUUCCACCGUGCUCUGAAAGUCAUGAAGAAGAAGCCAGAGAAGGACAUCAAGAAAGACAAGGAGAAAGAAAAAGAGAAGAAGAAGGAUUUCAAGGAUGUAGAGGCUUCAGAUGUAAAGAAGGAGAAAGAGAAGAAGAAGGAUGUAGAGGCUUCAGAUGCAAAGAAGGAGAAAGAGAAGAAGAAGGAUGCAGAGGCUUCAGAUGUAAAGAAGGAGAAAGAGAAGAAGAAGGAUGUAGAGGCUUCAGAUGUAAAGAAGGAGAAAGAGAAGAAGAAGGAUGUAGAGGCUUCAGAUAUAAAGAAGGAGAAGAGUGACGAUAGCCCCGGAACGCCAAAGAAGAAAAAAGACGUGAAGAAGAAAUUCAAACUGGAGCCUCAUGAGGAUCAGCUCUUCUUGGAUGGCAAUGAGGUAUUUGUUUGGAUCUACGACCCAGUCCAUUUUAAAACCUUUGCCAUGGGACUGAUUCUGGUAAUUGCAGUGAUCGCGGCCACUCUCUUCCCGCUGUGGCCGGCUGAGAUGCGUGUGGGUGUGUACUACCUGAGUGUGGCAGCAGGCUGUUUCGUGGCCAGUAUACUGCUGUUGGCUGUUGCUCGCUGCAUCCUGUUCGUGAUCAUCUGGCUGGUGACGGGCGGACGCCACCACUUCUGGUUCCUGCCCAACCUCACGGCUGACGUGGGCUUCAUCGACUCUUUCCGCCCGCUCUACACGCACGAGUACAAGGGCCCGCGGGACUCCAGCAAGAAGAGCCAGGACAAGACUGAGGGCAAGACCAGCGAUGAGAAGGAGGGUGACGGUGAGGAGGAAGAGGAGGAAGGAGACGAGGGCACAGUGCCACAGGGGAUGGAAGAAGGCGAGGUGGCGAAGGGGACGGGGACGUCAGCGAGUACCGCUGAGCGCUCUGACACAGACAGCGACCGGCGCGAGGACGAGGGCUCGCAGCACAGCAAUGGAAAUGACUUUGAGAUGAUCACCCGCGAGGAGCUGGAGCAGCACACGGAGGAGGAGGAGGAGGAGGAAGAAGGAGAGGGGGAUGAAGGAGAGCAGGAAGGAGACGGUGAGAGAGAGCCUGUGCCUGUUCAAACAUAAACAUUCUAUCACUGCCACCUCCUUCUUCUCCACCCUCGUGCUCCUCCAAGGACAACCUCCCACCUCCUCCAGGUCUUGUCAACCUCGCAGAGGAGACAACUCCAUCUUGCCUGCUCCGAUCUUCCACCAACUAUACAGAUGCCACGCCUGAGUAUCGACACUGGUGUCAAAUGGCUAUAACAUUGGAAAAGAGAAGCCUUAUUGUGGUUCUAAAAUCCCCAGCUUAUUUAAACUGAGAAAUGCAAACUAACUUAACAGAUGUUUGUCUGAGGAAGUUGUCACGUUAGUUCUCCCGACUUUUCCCCUAUUCUUCGGUAAUUACGUUAUGACUGUUAUCCCAUAUCAUUCUAGUUAACUCAUCCACUCUGUGUUGUUUACCAUUGCUACAAUGCUUCCCUUGUAUGUCUCUUGUCAAUUUCCACAGGUGAGGGAAUUGGAGCUAUGGAAUCAUUUUUACUUGGGGAAGUACUGCCAUCUUGUCUACCUACCCCUCAAAUCCAGACUGUUGUCUUAUGAACACGCGAUUUGUACAAUCAUGGUUAGGCUAAGCCCAGUGUUGUGUCCAGUAGCUGCAAAACACGGUAACUAAAUUGAAAUGGGAACCAAAAUAUACACAUUUUCACCAUUUCCCUUUGGUCUAUUGUCACCCAGCUGGGCCAAGGUCUUGUACUAGCAGUGGCAUCUGGCCCUCUGUCCACAGUUCAACUCUUGUCUUUUAUGAGUCUGAUCUCCCCUCGGCAGCCAUCGGACGUUAGGAUUGACCAACCGUUGGCUACGCCACUAUAACUAAUGUGGAUGGACCAAAAUCCAUAGUUUACCCCACCACAAAGACCUCACUUAUUGGGGGUUUUGCUGAAAUGCGUCUGGCGAGAGAACAAAAGAAUGAAAAAAAAUGGCGGCGGCAGUUGAACAUCAUUAACAAUAAACAGCCUUGUGGUUCUUUGCGGUACUUAUUUUCAAUGAGAAAUGUUUGGUUGAUAAUGAUCGGUUCUGUACACAAACACACGCACGUAAAACCAGAUCUUAUAAGAGUCAUGUCCAUUACAAGCAGUCGGACAACAAAAAUAAAACAGGUCGUUUGAGAUGCCACUUUCUAGAAGAAAUGUAUUCUGAGGCCACGCACAUACAGACAGCAAAGAUGGAAUGGAAAACCUGUUCUUAAAGUGUUGUAUUCACCAUUUAGAAUCGGACAUGAAAAUUAAAGUGCCAAACACGUUAAUUGUUGUUACAAUGCAUGCUGUUUUCAUACGGGAAGACAUGUCAAAAGUGUCAGCAAGGGAUUUUGGUACAUUUAUUCAUUUUUGUAACGAUUGUGUCAAAUUCCAAACCUUUUGCACCUUAAAAGCGCAGCGCAGUAUAGGAGCCAAGACAUUAGUGUGUAGACAUCAAUCCCCUUCUCCCUUCAGUUCUAUCUAAGCCAUGCAAAGCAGGCAAUAUGUCCUGAAGCUUACUAUACUCAUUCUACGAUUGCUUGUCAUAGUAUUGUCAGUUCAACUCGGAUGCCCAUACAUUCAUGAUAGCUUUUGUUGUGUUGCCUUCAUUGGUAUUCUAGUCAUGCUAGUUGACAACGAUGGAGACCCAUGUGAAUGCAUGGGGACUUCAUUGGAAAACAAUGUGGUCGAGGUCCAAUUCUCUGUAGUGUUGCAUUAUGGGGGCUGUGGUCCAAUACUGUCUGUUCGUACGGUUGCAUUCUUUUUGGCUGGAGUUGUUUUAGAAGCUAGUGAGGACAAUAUUUAAAAACAUAAAGAUGUCAUUUAUAUAAGGAAUUCUAUAUCAAAUAUAUUUUGAAUUGAUAAAUUAUGAGCCCGCUUGGUUCAACUUGAACAGAAUCCUUUAUUGGGGGGGUAUCAACUUAUUUUCAGUAAUGUUUAUUUUGCUCUUUUUUUUCUUUUCUUUUUUACUAUAAUUUUGACCACCAAUAGGCAUAUUGUCAAGAGUGUAUUGUACUCUCAUUAUUGGGGACUCUCACCAGAAAUGUUUAAUAUUUAAUGUGUGGAUAUAUGAUCAGAUGGACUACCUAUUUUUGAUCUAGUUGAUAUUGAUUGAUUUGUCAUUUAUUUUAUGGUAGAGGAAUGUAUAUAGAAAACCUAGCUAUGUGGCUACUUACAGCAAGUCCCACAAACAUGUUUGUUUCUUGCCAUAAGAAUAGUGAAUGAUUAACUUGUGGUUGAGAAACCCGUUAGCAGUGGAUUGCAUAAUAUUUUAUAUUGCUGUUCCACACACAAUGUUCUGGGAAGAAAGUUCACCCCGCUGUGUGAGAGCAAGGGGAAAAAAGUCAAUUGAUGAUUUGGAUAUCCCACACUCUACACAGAUGGACCCAAUGUCUAGACUGAGGGAGUAUCUUCCAGACUCAUACCCUUCUCACACAAUCUUGUUCACCCGAAUUGUAGUGCUGGCCGGUUCCUGGCACUAUGCUUGGAUGUAGUGCUGGCCGGUUCCUGGCACUAUGCUUGGAUGCGUAACCAGGCGAGCGCAGUGCAGCUCGGUGAACUGGUCAGUAGUGUGAAAAAGGGUACAAGCACCGUCUUGCUUUCCUGUUCUCAGAGCUUGUUGACCUCGGUAGAUCUCCAGCUUGUUUCUUCAUUGUCGUGUUUCCCUGAACUUUAUUCAACUGUGCGUGGCUCUUGUACAAUACAAGUGUACUACUUACAACUGCACACUGUGUAGUUGGUCUCUUUUUAGUAUUAUUUUUUGUGUGUGUGUGUUCAUUUUCAAUGCUUUUCUGUUUCCUGGUGAUGUCUUUUGGAGAGCAAGAGUGCAUUCGUAAAUUCAGUCUGGAGUUCCACAGUGGCCUCUGGGCGUUGGUAAAUUCAGAGCGUUUUUCAUUCAUCUCGGAGUAUUCAGAAUGCACACUAGACACUGACCGAAGAGGGUUGAUCAGAGCGUUCUGACCUCACAACAGUAGUCAAGCACCCAAGCUAACGUUGGCUCGAAGAGGGUUGAUCAGAGCGUUCUGACCUCACAACAGUAGUCAAGCACCCAAGCUAACGUUGGCUCGAAGAGGGUUGAUCAGAGCGUUCUGACCUCACAACAGUAGUCAAGCACCCAAGCUAACGUUGGCUAGCCUUGCUAGCUACUUCCAGACACAAAGCCCACUGAAAAUUUCUCGUCCUAGCAGAACUGUUUUAGGCUGUUUUCAUGUUAUCCAGAGCGUUGGUGACUAACUGCUGCUGGAAACAAACAAUUUUAUUACGCUUUUUUUUGCCGACGUUUACUGACACCGGCCAUAUUCAACGGGUGUUGAGCGUUCGUAAAUUCAUCAGUUAUUCUGCGCUCUGGCACAGUCAGACGAGAGUGCUCUGAAAUAGGAGUAGAUGGCCCGAGUGAAUUUACGAACGUGCCCCAAGUUGCCAGUAGCUGUAUUAUGAACAAUUUCAUGAAAAUCUCAUUGUUCUUGAGUCUUCUUCUUGCACAGUUAUCAGUCUGUUGUAUAUUGUAGUAUUAAUCUAUACUACUUUAUUCCAUUACAUUUCUGGAAGAAAAAAAAACGUUAUGUUUUAUCUGUUAAAUGUCAUUAGUCACUUAGUUGUUCAUAUUUGAAUCAAUAUCAUUGAGGACUGUCUCUUGCAAUAUUUCAAUAUAAUGUCAUUAAUUGAAUGUCUGGAAGUAUAUCUGUAUCUUAUUGCAAUAAAAAUAUAGAAAGCA
Oncorhynchus masou masou (cherry salmon) is the source of this 5042-nucleotide messenger RNA. Its product is annotated as translocation protein SEC62-like. The transcript is spliced from 8 exons. Gene Ontology annotation, cellular component: endoplasmic reticulum; endoplasmic reticulum membrane. NCBI's taxonomy places the organism in Eukaryota, Metazoa, Chordata, Actinopteri, Salmoniformes, Salmonidae. The coding region runs from base 45 to 1397 and encodes 450 amino acids. The record is from RefSeq and is a predicted model, not a curated record. Gene Ontology annotation, biological process: post-translational protein targeting to membrane, translocation.